Seminavis robusta is the source of this 1218-nucleotide messenger RNA. NCBI's taxonomy places the organism in Eukaryota, Bacillariophyta, Bacillariophyceae, Naviculales, Naviculaceae. The record is from the annotation of a GenBank genome assembly.
AUGCGUGCCAGUUGGCAGCUUUGGGCUCGCGACGAUGUCGCUAGAGACUUGAAAGUAUCGCAAUGGCUCCCCGCCGCUGCUCUAACAACGGCAGCUUUGUUGGGUCCUACGAAGCCAAUCCUUCCGCCAGUGAAUGCAUUUCCUUCUGAGGAUGCUCUCGUCCUCGUCAAGGAGAAUAGAAUCUCAUCAGCUCCUGAGCUCUCUGCAUUCAAUCUCGAGAGGGCAACAACAGCAAAAACCAUGCUAAGUAUGCAAACGCCCCGAACAGGGCCCGUUAUGGAUUUGGCUCGGGUGUUGUCUACAGAAGAACAUCUGGCAAUCCUAACGAGCAUUCAACAAGCACAAGAUAGAACAGGGACUGAGAUUCAAGUCAUUCUGGUAGAUCAGAUUGACCCCGUAAAAAGAUCGCCUAAACAAAUGGCCACAGAUCUCUUCAAUCAAUGGAAGAUUGGUCCUGCAGGCAAAAACAAUGGCGUGCUCAUACUGGCCGUUCUGGACCAACACCGUGUCGAGAUCGAAGUAGGAAGUGGCAUUGAUACAUGGAUGUCGGCCGACUGGUGCACACGUACUCUUCAAGAGACAGCUGUGCCUCAGUGUCGGCAAGGUCAAUAUGGAAAAGGGAUCCUCCAAACCGUGGACCGCGUGGCAAAGCGUCUUGCUGAUGAUCCGCAUCCUCACGGUCAAUCCCACAAUGUGGCUGAGAGGACUGCCGAGGCACAACCUACUGCAUCUUCUUCCUCUGACUCUGUAUCUUCUUAUCGGCCAGUUUUUCUGUCGCUUAUUAGUAUCGCGCUAGUCUUGUCACGGGAUACAGCCUCAUCCAGUUGGAAGAGGCGAGGAGCGGGGCAGCAACCACUGGAGGAAAAAACGGAAGAGGACGAAGCGGAAAUCAAGAGGGCUGCAGCAAUACUUCGUGCUCGCUACUUGGCAGAAAACAGGCAAGUCAAGCCAAUCAAGAAGCUUAAGAAGAGCAAAACAAAGAGACGGGGUAUCAACAGCAAAAAAAGCAGUGGCUACAGACCUCGAUCGGGUGGUAACAAGAGUACCGGUACCGGCACUAGCAGCAGCAGCAGCAGCAGCUAUUACGACGACAGUUCCAAUUGGAGCAGUAGCAGUGGGACGUCUGAUUGUGGAGGAGGAUCUUCGGAUGAUGGAGGAGGAUCUUCGGAUGAUGGAGGAGGAUCUUCGGAUGGUGGCGGCGGCGGUGCUGACUGGUAG